Molecule: messenger RNA, 1657 nt
Organism: Parus major (Great Tit)
Lineage: Eukaryota; Metazoa; Chordata; Aves; Passeriformes; Paridae
Gene: STX3
Product: syntaxin 3
Exons: 11
Coding region: 357-1214 (285 amino acids)
Biological process (GO): exocytic insertion of neurotransmitter receptor to postsynaptic membrane; intracellular protein transport; synaptic vesicle fusion to presynaptic active zone membrane
Cellular component (GO): SNARE complex; postsynapse; plasma membrane
Molecular function (GO): SNARE binding; SNAP receptor activity
Source: RefSeq, a predicted model, not a curated record
GCAUCAGCUUCCUCAUCGCCUCCAAACCCACAUCCUCCCCCACCUCUGUCGCCUCCCGGGGUGCCCGGGAGCCACCCCCAGCUACCGUCUGUAGCGGUCCGGUGUCACCGGGUGUCCCAGGUGAAGGGGCGGCUCCAGCUCGUCCCUCCCCUCGGCGCCUUCCUUGUGCCCGUCACUGGGGAUUAGCGCAGGGACAGCCCCGGGCUUGGGGACAGGCACGGGGACCAGGGCCACCCGCCACCUCGCCUGGAUGUAGGAGGCCUGGCCGAGCGGCGAGGACCGAGGGUGACAUCCCCCAUCCCUGCGCUGGGCGAGGACGGGGACCCCCCCGCGCCCCCCCAGCCUUUGGGGGCACCAUGAAGGACCGGCUGGAGCAGCUCAAGGCGAAGCAGGAUGCGGAUGACGAGGAGGAGCUGGAGAUCGCCGUGGACAACACGGCCUUCAUGGAUGAGUUCUUCGCGGAGAUUGAGGAGACCCGGCAGAACAUCGACAAGAUCUCAGAGAACGUGGAGGAAGCCAAGAAGCUCUACAGCAUCAUCCUCUCAGCCCCCAUCCCAGAGCAGAAGACCAAAGAUGACCUGGAGCAGCUGACGGCAGAGAUCAAGAAAAUGGCCAACAGCGUCCGUAACAAGCUGAAGAGUAUGGAGAGGAACAUCGAGCAGGAUGAGGCACGAUCCUCCGCCGACCUUCGGAUACGCAAGUCCCAGCACUCGGUCCUGUCCCGCAAGUUCGUGGAUGUCAUGACCAAGUACAACGAGGCGCAGGUGGAUUUCCGGGAGCGGAGCAAGGGCCGGAUCCAGCGCCAGCUGGAAAUCACCGGCAAGAACACGACGGAUGAGGAGCUGGAGGAGAUGCUGGAGAGUGGGAACCCCUCCAUCUUCACCUCAGGGAUCAUGGACUCGCAGAUCUCGAAGCAGGCGCUGAGCGAGAUCGAGGGGCGGCACAAGGACAUCGUGCGCCUGGAGAGCAGCAUCAAGGAGCUCCACGAUAUGUUCGUGGACAUCGCCAUGCUGGUGGAGAACCAGGGAUCCAUGAUCGACCGCAUAGAGAACAACAUGGACCAGUCUGUCGGGUUCGUGGAACGGGCCGUGGCUGACACCAAAAAGGCUGUGAAGUACCAAAGUGAGGCCAGGAGGAAGAAGAUCAUGAUCAUGUUGUGCUGCAUCAUCCUCGCCAUCAUCCUGGCAUCCAGCAUCGGGAGCAUCUUCGCCUGAGCUCCCCACCCGCUGCCCUCCAGGUGGCCUUUCCCCCUCCUGUCCCCCUGCCCGGAUGAUCCAUCGGAGAGAUCCCGGCCAAGCCCCGAUCCCCGGAGCCCCGAGGACAUCCCAAAUGUCCCUGGAGGAGUGGAGCCCUCCCACCGCACCCCCCACUCCCCUCCCAGCGCCAAGGUCCCCUCUCUCCUCCUCCUUCUCCUCCACUCGGGUGAGUCGGUGGCCGCUGUGACAAGCAGCCCCUCCUCAGUGGCACGGAGCGGCCGGAGGGGCCGUGUCCCUCUCGGGGUGGGACACAGGGCUCUGCCUUGCCGGGGCGGCCGGAGGAGCCUCUCCCUGUGCUUGGAGCUCCUUGGAUGUGCAGCCACCCAUGCUGGAGCCUUCCUCCUCAAUAAAGAGCUCACCCACACUCUGCCUCCUGGCUCCAACCUGAUCCGUGGAUCCCU